This is a messenger RNA of Pediculus humanus corporis (human body louse), 1227 nucleotides long. Its product is annotated as COP9 signalosome complex subunit, putative. Bases 1 to 1227 code for a protein of 408 amino acids. The record is from RefSeq and is a predicted model, not a curated record. The transcript is spliced from 7 exons. Lineage: Eukaryota; Metazoa; Arthropoda; Insecta; Psocodea; Pediculidae. Gene Ontology annotation, cellular component: cytosol; COP9 signalosome. Gene Ontology annotation, molecular function: protein binding.
AUGGUUAGUGCUUCUUCAGUACGUCAACAAUUGUUGGCUUUGGGCAAUCAGGGAGGUUCUCACAAAGAUCAAGUUGAAAAGUACAGAGCAAUUUUGGAUGUUAUACUGACGUCACCGGCCCACGAAAUAAACGACUCUUUAAGAAUUUUCAUCGAAGCAAUUGUCAAUGAAAAUGUUAGCUUGGUAAUAUCAAGGCAAAUAUUAACGGAUGUAAGUGCCCAAUUAACAAAUCUACCAGAUAAUGUCUCUAAAUCGAUAGCGCAUUUCACUGUUGAAAAAGUUCAACCUAGAGUUAUUUCGUUCGAAGAACAAGUCGCAAGUAUUAGACAACAUUUAGCUGAAAUUUAUGAAAAAGAACAUAAUUGGAGAGAAGCUGCAAAUGUUUUAGUGGGAAUCCCAUUGGAAACUGGUCAGAAGCAGUACUCGGUUGAAUAUAAACUGGAAACAUAUUUAAAAAUUGCAAGAUUAUAUUUAGAAGAUGAUGAUCCUUUGCAAGCCGAGGCCUAUAUUAAUAGAGCAUCACUUUUACAAGCCGAAUCGAAAAAUGAAGAACUUCAAAUAUAUUACAAAGUAUGUUAUGCAAGGGUUUUAGAUUAUCGUAGAAAAUUCAUAGAAGCAGCUCAAAGAUAUAACGAAUUAUCUUAUCGCACCAUAAUUCACGAAGAUGAAAGAAUGACCGCAUUGAAAAAUGCAUUGAUUUGCACAGUUUUGGCAUCUGCGGGUCAACAAAGAAGUCGAAUGCUUGCGACAUUGUUCAAAGAUGAAAGGUGUCAAACAUUACCAGCAUAUUCUAUAUUAGAAAAAAUGUAUUUAGACAGAAUAAUUAGGAGAUUUGAACUUGAAGAAUUUGAAGCUCUCCUUCAACCUCAUCAAAAAGCCAAAACCGGUGAUGGUUCGACGAUAUUGGAUAGAGCAGUCAUAGAACACAAUUUAUUAUCGGCUAGCAAGUUAUACAACAACAUAACAUUUGAAGAGUUGGGUGCAUUGUUAGAAAUACCAGCUGCAAAAGCGGAAAAAAUAGCAAGUCAAAUGAUAACAGAAGCUCGUAUGAAUGGUUACAUUGAUCAAAUCGACUCCAUAGUUCAUUUUGAAACUAGAGAAGUACUUCCUACUUGGGAUAAACAAAUUCAAUCACUUUGUUAUCAAGUCAAUCAAAUAAUUGAAAAAAUAUCCAACACGGAACCUGAAUGGAUGACGAAAACAAUGGAAGAACAAAUGGUUCACUAA